Schistocerca cancellata (South American locust) is the source of this 2302-nucleotide messenger RNA. RefSeq names its product F-box/LRR-repeat protein 7-like. Gene Ontology annotation, molecular function: protein binding. NCBI's taxonomy places the organism in Eukaryota, Metazoa, Arthropoda, Insecta, Orthoptera, Acrididae. The record is from RefSeq and is a predicted model, not a curated record. The transcript has 8 exons. Bases 104 to 2086 code for a protein of 660 amino acids.
UCUGGGGAAGGGAUGGAAAAUGUUGGUGACAGUCAUCUGACUAAUCUCUACGCACGUAGUUGCGCAAUAGCGGGUGGUGGGGAGACUGGGACUUUAUAAAGGAAUGUACUUCUCCAAUCUGUUGAUAACUACCUUGUAUUGUAACAGCAGUGAGUCGGACGUAGCAGUAUGUAAGUGUCUGCAAGUAUCUCAGACAGAGGACUGUGUGACAUCCCCUCCCUCAGCACCUCCCAUCUCCCAGAGGUCUGAAGAGAGAGACAACAGUGAGAUGACUUCCGAAGUGGAGCACAAUGAAGAUUGCAAGGAGGCCAGUGAAGACAUCGCAAUGUGUCGGAGCAGUGACUCAUCCAAAGCUCCUCUGUCCAGUGUCACUUCCACUCUAGAAAGUUCAGGCACCACACCUGAUGAGUCAGAGGUGUCUAUGACAAAUUUGGACCCGCAGCAGGUGGAAACAAAUGUCGCCGAUACAGCUGCCAACGCAGCACUAGACACAGGCUCCAAGUGUUUAAGCAUUGACACUUUGCCAGAUGAAAUUUUGCUAAAGAUAUUUUCCCACCUGUCUUUCAGUGAACUCGUAGAUAUACAGAAAGUGAGCUCCCGUUGGAAAAGGCUGUCACAAGAUGCAGAGUUAUGGACUGAUAAGGAGUAUGAGAUCAGGAGCUGGAGUGAUUGUGACUCGGACACCUGCAAGGGUGGCAGGACUGACCGAGAGGCAAUACAGACUUUCUGUGAUGUGCCAAACUUGCGUAAAGUUUGCAUGCGGCGUGGUGCCAAAUCUGGUGUCUUCCGUGCACUCUACAACAAAUGCCAGAGACUCUCCGAGCUGCGCCUGCAUUACACACAGAAGCUCAGCUACUCCGUGCUGAAGAACUUGGUUGAAAAGUGUUCCAGGAUACACACUCUGAGGAUAUCCAAUGAACUGCUGAAGUCUGAGAAAUUCUCAGAGGCAGUGUCUCAUUUACAGCACCUACGUGUGCUGGAUCUGGAAGAGUACUUUUCGGAAAACACUCCCAUGCUGCGACCUUUGGGUGACGGGUGCCCACGACUAGCUGAGGUUGACUUUGGGUGGAUGACUAUUGAUAUGGAAGAUCUGAGGUACUUCCUGAAUGCCAAGAGGAACACCCUUAAAUCUGUACGCAUGAAGUGGGCAAUGGUUGGAAAAAGGUGUGUCCUACCGUUGCUGACAGUCUGCGCCGACAGCUUGGAACGUCUGCAACUUUACGAGUUCGACAUCGUCCGUGAUGAGGCGAGGGAGGCAUUUACUGCCCUGGGAAGUCUAAAAAAUUUGCAGGAACUUAAGAUUUCACUCAUCGAUCCACCACCACCCGGCUCAGCUGCUCUGGCAUUUAAGGCUGGUGGCCUCCCGAAACUGAGACUGCUUGAUCUACGAGAAAGUUUCGGUGUGGACAGUGACACGAUAAUUGCUGCCAGCCGUGGGUGCCCUGCAUUGCGAGAACUGAGUGUCAGAGGUGCCGAGCUGCUGUCUGAUGCUGCUUUCUCUCAGAUCUACCGUCUGCAACACCUUGAAAUACUGGACUUAUCGUGUUGCAAAGGCCUUGGUGGGGACGUGAUACCUUGCCUCGCCAGGCUACCGCAUCUUCACACAUUGUCCAUGGAAGAAAUGGAGUUUCCAAAGCUGCAGCCAGGUCUGAGCAGCAUUCUCGAAUUGUCUGGUUUGCGCUGCCUUACACUCAACUAUUCCCUUGUUACUGGAGUCCCAUUUGAUAAGUUUCCUGGCAAGCUUGUCAAUCUAAGAGAGUUAAAUAUCCAGUGGUGUCGAGGUGACCCUAAAGCCACGGAAGGGCUGACAGAGCAGAUGCCCGACCUCGAAAUCCACGGCAACAUUGAAGAGGAAGAACGGGCUGACGACACGGAAGGUCACGAAAGUGAUGCGGAAGUUGCAGAGGAAGGAAAUGAAGAGAACGCGGGUCCUGGAGAUGCAGAUGAUGUGCAGGAUGGCGGUUCAGAAAAUGAUGACAGUGACAGUGAUAGUAACAGUUGCAGCGAUAGUGAGAGCGACGGUGAAAACCUUAUUUGGGGUGAAAGAGGUAUAUCUGAUCUCUUUCUGGAAAACAUAAAUGAGUGAGAACAUGUUUAUAGGAACCUGUCUCUUGCUACUAAUUGUCUGAGGAACAGUGAAGUGUAUCAAAAUGAUAACCCUGAAUGUUAUCGGCCUAUUUAUUGUAGUUGACUACAAAAUGCUGUUAAACUGAAAGUAGUUGUUUAUUUUUUAAAAUUGUUGUUAAAUCUGAUUUUGCUGUGAUUUAAUGUUUUAAAAAAGUAAAGCUGUCCUCAACCUGAG